AAUGAAUUAUAAACGUAUUGAUGCCCUGGCUCAACCUUAAACAUUGAGAAUCUUGGUUUUUAAAUCCUCAUAAAACCAAAUACUACUAGAGAAAAUUCUAGCAGUUGCGCGGGCUUUUGGCAUAGCAAUAGUGCGGGUGCGUGCUAGCUACUAGUACGGGGCUACAUCUAAAGUUUAGCAGUGCACGCUUCAUGCAAACUCUACUGCUAAUUCAUAUAGCAGUAGCACCGGCCCCUACCAGUGCUACAGAUAGUUAUAGUAGUAACGAGCUCAGGAUCCGCACUACUACUACAUGUCUGUAUUCCAUUUCUCUAUUGUUUUGUAGCGUAUUUAUAUACUGCUAUACAAGUUUUGAUACAGUAGCAAUUUAGAGAUUGUUAUAUCAUUAUGAUCAUGAUAUAACAACUCAGCAUCAUCAUCAUAAUAAUAAUUUAUCAUCAUUAUCAUAAUAACAAGUCAUACUCAUCAUGAUCAUAGUCAUCUAACAACUCAUCAUUAUAGCACAUCACUCAUCAUCAUAAUCAUAAUAACAACUCCUCCUCUUCAUCAUACUCAUAACCAACACGUACUAGUUAAUUGUUCUUAGCACAUGAUCAUGAGUACUAGCUAGCUAGGACCUGCUACCCUCUCUAAGGUAAAAUAGCAUAAAACAGGAUAGCCCCUGACUCUACAUUAUGGAGAAUGGAGAUUAUCAUGUCUUCAAUUCGUGGGCUUCGCACCAUGUUGCCUCCAAGUAGCUCCCUGCGAUUAUUCAUAACUUUUUUCCAUCCUUUAAUUGUGAGGUCUUCAACUUGGCUCUUAAGCAAGAAGCAGCUAACAACAAGAUGGAAGCUUCAAGGAAGAGGUUCAGGGACUCCACCCCACCUUCUUCGUCCUCUCGGGUUUUUCACAAGCAGCAAAAAUUUUGGGCUCCAGGUCCUCCAUUUCGUCCUCAACAACACAAGCAGCUCGAAGAUCGUGGUCCUUCCCACCCUCCCAACCUAGCUUAUCAGGAGAGGCCUCAUGCUCCGAGGACAGGAGAUCCUCCUCAGUCUCGCCCGCUCUCAGAUGUGACUUGCCACAAGUGUGGGCAGAAAGGGCACCAUGCAACUAAGUGUACCAACUAGAGGCGCCUUCCACCUCCGCCACUUCUCAGGUCUCCACGCAAUGCGGUGCUGAGGCAUGCCUUAAAAAUGUUUAAAAAAUUAACAUAAUUUUUAAAAAAGUUCAUGUCUUAAAAAGUCUUUAAAAUUUUCAAAAAAAUGUUCAGACCUUUUAUAAAACAUUCUAAAAUGUUUUUUGGAGAAUGCUCACAUUCCAAAAUUAUGUUUACAUUUUAUAAAGGAUCAAAUUCAAGAACAUUCUAUACAUUUCGAGAACAUUUUCUAAAAUUUAUUAAAUUGACAUACUUUUUAAAUUAUAUCCAAAAAAUCCAUAACAUUUAAAAAAUUGAUUUAUCAAUAUUUUCUAAAAUUAAACCUGUAAAGGAAACCCAAUAGACGUUUUUGUGGACAGAAACCGACCGAGAAAACCUAUAGAAACCGGCCCGAGAAAACAAAAUACUCCAUCUGAUAAACAACGCUCGUUAUUGGGUUAUAAAGGAUGCCUUUUUUGUUUAGAUAAACAACAUUCUUUAUGCAAGUAGUGAUGCUUUUUUAUAAUUUAUUCAUGUAGUGAUGUUUUUGUUAAUUUAUUCAAGCAGUGAUGUUCAAAGGGAAUACAAAGGUACAUUUCGUCCAAAAUCUAACGUGGUGGUGGCUGGACAGUAGUGUGAUCGGUCGGUCACCAGCGGAUGACUCGGCCUGUGCGUUUCCCUGGCAAUUUGACGCCGUUAGCGUCAUAUAGGGAUUUUCGGUUUUCCAGUGCCAGUGCCAGUACCAGUACAACAAAAAGAAAAAAAGUACAGUACCAGUACAGGUGCUCCUCGUCUCCUCCCGUUUCCAUCCGCCGCCGUUCGCCGGAAUCUCUCCCCCGCCGCCGUCCUUCCACCCAUCCUCCCCCAGGCGAUCUUCGCGUCUCCGACCCAAUCCCUCCCUCCCUCCCGUCCACCAGUUUCCGUCCUCGUGCCUCGAGCGGCUGUACUGUUUGCGCGCAUUGGCGAGGCCGCCUCGCCGGCGACGCGCGGUGGAGGAGCAGGAGGCAAUCUUUGCCAGGGCUGUGGAUUUCAUCAGGCAGCCCGUGCGCAUUAGGCUAGAUGGCAUCUUCUACUCUGAAACCAGGUGUGCCUGUCACUCUGCAAGAGCUAGCGCCCUCCUCGGAGAUGUUCAAGCAAGGGGCGUCCCUCCGGGUAACAGGAAUCCUUCAGUCAUACGAUGUCGACUCCGCAGUUGCCGUCAUUCGAGAUGGCAGCGCGACGAUGAAGAUCGACACCCAGCACCUGCGGGACAUCAGUUUCCGCAGCGGUUCUAUAUUCCAGUUCAUAGGCGAGCUCCUGAUCCGGCCGAACGACGACGCGAUUCUGCAAGCACGUAACGUCGAUGGCCUUGACCUGAACCUUUACCAGCAGUCUCUCAUCAUCCGACGGCAGCAUGAAGCCAGACUGCUGAGCUCCAGGAGCGCGUGAUCCAAAGCUGUGAACCAUUCUCGUGGCCUCAGUUCAGUUCCUCUGAAGUACAUGAGGGCAGAAUCACCUGACCCGUGAUGAUCCUGUGCUUCGGUUUGUUAGAUGGGUGCAAGCCUGCAAAGUAGUUCUAGUAGUUGUUAACUGAAUUUUCUUAGCAUAGAUUAUUCCCCUAGGCUAUUUUUGCUAUUCACAACUCCAGGAGCUCUUAUUAUCUCAGGGCUUACAGAUCUCUUUCUGAACAAUCGGAGUGUCCUUCCUGUAUGAGAUUACCUUCUCUUUUACAUUUUGUGACAAUAGAUGCUCUGCAAUUUGGUCC
Molecule: messenger RNA, 2858 nt
Organism: Aegilops tauschii subsp. strangulata
Lineage: Eukaryota; Viridiplantae; Streptophyta; Magnoliopsida; Poales; Poaceae
Source: RefSeq, a predicted model, not a curated record